This is a messenger RNA of Syngnathoides biaculeatus (alligator pipefish), 1471 nucleotides long. It is a transcript of the gene tagln3b, whose product is annotated as transgelin 3b. The coding region runs from base 340 to 939 and encodes 199 amino acids. Gene Ontology annotation, molecular function: protein binding. The transcript has 5 exons. NCBI's taxonomy places the organism in Eukaryota, Metazoa, Chordata, Actinopteri, Syngnathiformes, Syngnathidae. The record is from RefSeq and is a predicted model, not a curated record.
GACAGAUGCAAUCAAUAAAUGCAUCAAUAGUGAGGCUCCCAGUCGCUGCAAUGACCGCUGGCUGUGGAAGCCCCCUGGUCCCUCCCUCCCUCCUAUAUAUAAAAAGGCGUGUCCUCGCCGCCGCCCCCUCCUCCCCUCCCCGAUUUCCGGACACAAGUGAGCCUGAGCGUCCCCCCCGCACAUCCGAGAUUGGCCCUGACGCGCCUCUGCUGUCCUUCAUGGAUGCUCCAGGACUCCGGCAUCCUCCGCGGAAUUGACACGUAGCUGUGACGAGCCGGGACGCGACCACUUAACAGCUCGAACUUCCUUCGCCGUGUGAUCCGUCAGGGAAGCGUUGCCAUGGCGAACAGGGGCCCAAGUUACGGCCUGAGCCGGGAGGUGCAAGAAAAGAUCGAGCAGAAGUACGACCCGGACCUGGAGCAGCGGCUGGUGGACUGGAUCGUGGCCCAGUGCGCGGGCGGCGUGGAGAAGCCGGCGGCGGGCAAGGAGGGCUUCCAGAAAUGGCUGAUGGACGGGACGGUCCUGUGUCGGCUCAUCAACAGUCUUCAUCCCAAGGGCAAGGAGCCGAUCAAGAAGAUCUCAGAGUCCCAGAUGGCCUUCAAGCAAAUGGAGAAGAUCUCUCAGUUUCUGCAGGCCGCCGAGGCUUACGGCGUCACCAAAACGGAUAUAUUCCAAACCGUGGACCUUUGGGAAGGGAAGGACAUGGCGGCGGUGCAGAGGACCCUCAUGGCCCUGGGCAGCGUGGCCGUCACUAACGACGACGGCCAUUACAAAGGCGACCCGGACUGGUUCCACAGGAAAGCGCAAGGCUACCGGCGGGAGUUCACCGAGGAGCAACUGCGCCAGGGCCGGAGUCUGAUCAGCCUUCAGAUGGGCAGCAACCGCGGGGCAUCUCAGUCCGGCAUGACGGGCUACGGUAUGCACCGUCAGAUCAUGUAGAAGACGAGCUAGCUUCGCUUCCCUCAACCUGCUGCUUGUUCCUCGUAACACGACGUAAACUAGCCUGUCCUGCCUUCCGCUAACUUAACCUCCCUGAAACUGCUGCUUUAGACUACCAGGUCUUGUCCUCUUUGUGUCUUCCACCCUGUUGCACUCCUCUUUAUGGUUUCAUGUGCAACUCCGUGUCCUCACUUUUACCCCCCUAAAUUAUGAUUAUAAUGUCAAACAAGCCAUCAAAGUUCGACGCUGUUAAAAAGGCAUGCUUCUUGAAUUCCAUUUACCACGGGUGAUUGUUUUACUGGGGGUCGUUGUUACGUGAUUGUGUGCCGCCUCACGUUGUGCCUGGUUUACUUGACUAGACCGUACUCUUUCCUCUAAAUGUGCACUUUUUUUUUUUUUGUUUUGGUCACGUUUGUGUCCCCGCGAUAUAUUUUGAUCUGGAGAAAUGGAAAUAAAAUACAUCGUGUGGUUUUGGAGUGUGUAAAAUCCUUUGGUCUGUAGUGUAUUGAAAGUAAACAUACUAAAACUGUAC